Molecule: messenger RNA, 2105 nt
Organism: Prosopis cineraria
Lineage: Eukaryota; Viridiplantae; Streptophyta; Magnoliopsida; Fabales; Fabaceae
Product: beta-glucosidase 44-like
Exons: 11
Coding region: 325-1917 (530 amino acids)
Biological process (GO): carbohydrate metabolic process
Molecular function (GO): beta-glucosidase activity
Source: RefSeq, a predicted model, not a curated record
AGUCGCCUACUUAUUCAUAAAGAUGAACGAUGUUGCGUAAUUUUGUUUCAAGAAGACGAACGGCAUGUAGGGAGAUUCAUGUGAUAGUGAUAAUAAAAUAAAUAUGGUCACUCACCGAUCUCUACUUGUCGUGCAAGUUGGAAAGAUUGCAACGUGACAAAGCAGCUUGCAGCUCUUCGGCCCCGGAUUCUGGAACUCGAACGCAUGCCUCUCCCUCGUAACACCUAAAUUUAGUCCAUGAAUCAACCUUAUCGCAUCCACUCGAAUACAAAAUGUAGUGUACUAUAAAGUUCGCUUCUGCCUGACGCAUUCUGAGUAUCGAGAAUGAAGAUGAGCGGGAGCUGGAGGGGGCGUCCAUGUCGACGCUUCUGGUGGUUGCUAUGUUUGGUGCUGAUCCAGUGGGCUGCAGCUGCGUGGGAGGUUGAUGAGGAUGCGGUGGCCUUGGAUUUUGACACUGCAGGUCUCAGCAGAAGCAACUUUUCUAACGGCUUUGUGUUCGGAACGGCGGCUUCUGCUUACCAAGUGGAAGGCAUGGCCCACGGCGGAGGACGGGGCCCCAGCAUUUGGGACGCUUUCAUCCAAAACAAUCCUGAAAAUGAACUUUAUAGUCGUUUGGAAACAGGGAUUAUUGCAAACAAUGGCACUGCAGAAGUUGCUGUGGAUCAGUAUCAUCGGUACAAAGAAGAUGUGGACAUCAUGGGAAAUCUAUUCUUUGAUGCAUACCGCUUCUCAAUUUCAUGGUCCAGAAUUUUCCCAAAUGGAACUGGUCAAGUAAAUUGGGAAGGCGUUGCUUACUACAAUAGACUGAUUAAUCACUUACUGAAGCGAGGUGUUACUCCAUAUGUAAAUCUGUACCAUUACGACCUCCCAUUAGCUCUUGAGUUGAAAUACCAAGGAUUAUUGAGCCGCAGUGUUGUGAAAGACUACGCAGAUUAUGCAGAAUUCUGUUUCAAGACUUUUGGAGACAGAGUGAAGAAUUGGAUGACAUUUAAUGAACCAAGAGUAGCGGCUGCUCUUGGUUAUGAUAAUGGCUUCUUUGCCCCCGGAAGGUGUUCAAAAGCAUUUGGAGAUUGUUCGGCCGGCAAUUCAGCCACUGAACCUUACAUUGUUGCCCACAAUUUGAUACUAAUGCAUGCAGCUGCCGUUCAGAGAUAUCGAGACAAUUACCAAGAAAAGCAAAAGGGAAGGAUUGGAAUCCUCUUGGAUUUUGUUUGGUAUGAACCUCUCACAAGAUCGAAGGCUGACAGUUAUGCAGCUCAAAGAGCCAGAGACUUUCAUAUUGGAUGGUUCAUCCACCCCAUCGUAUACGGAGAGUAUCCAAGAACUAUGCAGGUAAUUGUUGGGAAUAGGCUCCCCAAGUUUACUGAGGAAGAAGUCAAGAUUGUGAAGGGAUCGAUGGAUUUUGUUGGCAUCAAUCAGUAUACUACUUACUACAUGUAUAAUCCCCGUCAACCAAGAUCCCAAGUCCUGGGCUACCAACAAGACUGGAGUGUUGGAUUUGCGUAUGCAAAGAAUGGAAAGCCGAUAGGUCCAAGAGCAUAUUCAAAUUGGCUCUACGAAGUACCAUGGGGCAUGUACAAGGCAUUAAUCUACAUCAAGGAGCGUUAUGGAAACCCAACAGUGAUAUUAUCUGAAAAUGGGAUGGAUGAUCCAGGGAACUUGACACUUGCUGAAGGUUUGCAAGAUGCUGCAAGGAUCAAUUAUUACAGAGAGUAUUUGAGUCAACUAAAGAAGGCUAUCGAUGAUGGAGCGAAUGUGGUGGGGUACUUUGCAUGGUCAUUGCUAGAUAACUUUGAAUGGAGAUUGGGAUACACAUCGAGGUUUGGUAUUGUCUUUGUUGAUUUCAAUACCCUCAAUCGAUACCCCAAGAUGUCUGCGUACUGGUUCAAGCAGCUUCUUACCAGAAACAGGCGGUGAGCAGCUGAGCUCACCAUCUCGAUGUCGCUGCUCGUACGUGUUUAAAGACAAUAGUACCGAUGAUAUAUGUCGUGUGCGGUUUUGCUUGAAUCAGCAAUAGUAGUCACCUCUUCGAUUCUACCAUUCAGUGAAUCGAUGGAUAAUAUCUUUAAAUAAAACGAUCUUAUAAAGUUAUCAUUAAUGAUUCA